ACAGCGACGGGUAGUUUACGGUCUGUUAUGAGCAAGAAACACUUGAUUCAUUUACAGAUUUUACGAGAUUCAAAAGACAUUAUGUAGCACUGAACAUUUGCGCUGAACGGCUGCGCGCAGUAUGGUUGGAGACGUCGAGACUUCUGGAAAACAUCCAGAGAUCAAACAGACUCCUGCGUUAUUUGGUUAGACACUAACAAACUUCAUUCCUUCCCAUUAUACCGGAGGCUAAAUUAUGUUUUUCUUCAGAACUUGGUCAACUGUGAGACUGGUCACCGUUUUAUUAAGCUUGGGGAUUCACAAGAGCACCUGGAAAGCAGUGGAAACGAUUCAUCCGGCGUGUGCUCUGGUGGCUGAGCAUAUGAAGGCUCAAGAGCAAUGCAAUGCAACACAAAGACAAGAGUCCCACAACAGAAACAACGUCACUGGGUGUCCCACUGAGUGGGAUGAAUUUUGGUGCUGGUCUGGGGCAGAAGUUGGACAGGUGGUCAACAUCUCCUGUUCUGAAGUAUCUCAGCUAUUUGUGAAUCAUGGUUUCAUAUUUAGGAACUGCACCAAGGAUGGUUGGACAGAAGUCUACCCAUCAUAUGUGAAUGCUUGCGAGAUUGUAGAGGACGUGGAAUCGGAAACUGAGACCACAUAUUAUGCCACUUUCAGACAAGUGUACACUGCAGGCUACGCCACCUCUCUGAUUUCUCUCAUCACUGCCAUCUUUGUGUUUACAGUCUUCAGGAAGUUCCACUGCACCAGAAACUAUAUUCACAUCAAUCUGUUUGCAUCCUUCAUCCUGCGAGCCAGCGCAAUCUUCAUCAAAGAUGCAGUUCUCUUUGCUGAUGAGAAUCUGGAUCACUGCUUCAUGUCAACAACUUCUUGCAAGGCAGCAGUGGCUUUCUUUCAGUUCAGUAUUCUGGCGAACUACUUCUGGCUGCUGGUUGAAGGAAUGUAUCUGCAGACUCUUCUAGCACUGACUUUUGUCUCUCAGAAGAAGUAUUUCUGGUGGUAUAUACUUAUUGGCUGGGGUCUACCCACACUAAUAUUGACCAUCUGGGUUCUAGCAAGGAAUUUUUUUGAUAACAAUGGGUGUUGGGAUGACACAGAAGUUGCUUACUUUUGGUGGAUCAUCAAAGGACCGAUCACUGUGUCUCUUCUGAUCAAUUUCUUAAUCUUCAUAAAUGUGAUCCGGAUUCUUGUACAAAAGCUGAAGUCUCCAGGAAUGGGUGGCGGUGAUACCAAUCACUUCAUGAGACUGGCCAAGUCUACUCUUUUCCUGAUCCCUCUGUUUGGAAUGCACUACAUGGUCUUUGCCUUCCUCCCAGAGAACACAGGAGAAAAUGCUCGCCACUUCCUUGAGCUCGGCCUGGGACCCUUUCAGGGUUUUGUUGUGGCUCUGUUAUACUGUUUUCUCAAUGGCGAGGUACAAGCGGAGCUGAAGAAGAGACUGUGGAAGUGGCAAACACAAAGUUAUUUGAGAUACAGUAAGAGAAGACGAACCCUCUUUACAGAGAGCAGCACAGUCACACAAAUCUCUGUUUUAGAGAAAUCCAGCCCUAAGGAGCUGCCCUUAACCGAGUGCCACAACAGUGUGUCCACCGUCUGAAAGCAGGCUUUGCAUUCAUCUCAUGUCUUGUUUACCUUUUGAUAUUUCUUCUUUCUGAAACCUAGUAGACUAAGAGACUUUUAGACUACAUCUGAAAACAGAUUUUUUUGUUUUAAAAUGCUCUCUGUCUGCAAGUGUUUUCAACUGCUUUUUAAAUAUAUCCCAUCCACAUUGAAACAUCAGAAAAAGCUGAAAUUACUAUACAUGAUAUGUUAAAAAAUCUCAAUGCUAUUUAUAUGUCACCUUCAUUCAGGUCAAACUUAAUCUCUAUUCCGAAAUGUUCUAUCACUCUUAAAUGCUUGUAAUAUUAUGAUUGUACAAAGUAGAAUUUAUCUUUAGCAACACAAAAUCAAAGUGAAUUUACUUAAAAUAUAGGCCACGUACACUAUAUUAACACAUUUUCAGGAGUGACAAGCACAUUUAAAUAUUAGAUUACCUAUUUGACACAAUUAAUGUUAUACAUUGGUAUGAAAUAUGACACCUGAAAUGGCAGUGACUGACAGGCAUUGUGGUAACCAUAUCAAAGUUAUCAUAUGUCAUGCAGUUAGCAUCUGCUAUUUUUGACAAGUUACAACAAACAAACUUUUGUUAUGUUUGACAAUUUAAACCAGGGGUGCCCAAACUUUUUCGUAUAAAGGGCCAAAAACCAAAUAUUGAGAGCCAUGGGCCGAAAGUAAAUAUACCAAACUAUUUUACAUUAAAGUUGCCAUGGGCAUGGGUAGUUUCUUAAUUUUUCAGAAAACAUAAUUUUAUAUCAUAUAACUAAUGCAGUAUAACAUUUAAAAUGAUAACUUAUUGCAAUAAAAGCAUAAACAAUUGGAUUUAUAAUGCUAAUUACAAUCAUCAAGCAGAAUCUGCCUUUGCCUUGAUUUGUCAUCUAUCCAUCGGGUGACAGUAUGUACAGUUGAAGUCAGAAUUAUUGAAUUUAUUUAUUUUUUUUAUAUUUCUU
Danio aesculapii is the source of this 2546-nucleotide messenger RNA. It is a transcript of the gene ghrhrb, whose product is annotated as growth hormone releasing hormone receptor b. Bases 236 to 1597 code for a protein of 453 amino acids. Gene Ontology annotation, biological process: cell surface receptor signaling pathway; adenylate cyclase-modulating G protein-coupled receptor signaling pathway. The record is from RefSeq and is a predicted model, not a curated record. Lineage: Eukaryota; Metazoa; Chordata; Actinopteri; Cypriniformes; Danionidae. The transcript is spliced from 13 exons. Gene Ontology annotation, molecular function: G protein-coupled peptide receptor activity; vasoactive intestinal polypeptide receptor activity; peptide hormone binding. Gene Ontology annotation, cellular component: plasma membrane.